GAGAUCGACGCGCUUUUUUCUCUGAAUUCCGCUCCGGUUGAAUUCCAGCUAGCAAUCACAAUACGAAGACAUUACAUCUCUCUCUCUCUCGCUCUAUAAAAGCCAAUGAAACUAAACCUAAUCCACCGUUCAUCACAGCCCUCUAAACUAUCUCUUUUUUCCAGCAAUGGCAAGCUCGCCCAUUUUCGUGCUCCUACCUCUCCUUCUUGUUCUUCCGUUCUUGGCCUCCCUAAGCUUCGCGGGUGCUGACAUUGCCUCGACCAGCCUCGUCUCGACCGGGACGAUAUGCAUGUCCACUCCUUACCCUUCCAUUUGCAGAUCCAACCUGCCGAGCAACGACACCGGCGACAUCUACUACUUUGGCCGCUCCUCCGUGCGCAAGUCCCUCUCGCAGGCCAGCAAGUUCCUCGCCCUGGUUGACAAGUACCUCGCCCGGCAGGCCUCCCUCACCAUUCCUGCCGUCCGUGCCCUUGAGGACUGCCGCUUCCUCGCCUCGCUCAACCUCGACUUCCUCCUCAGUUCCUUCCAGGCCAUCAACGCGACGAGCUCGGCCCUCUCGGUUCUCAAGGCUGAUGACGUUCAGACCGUACUUAGUGCUGUUUUGACCAAUCAGAUAACAUGCCUCGAUGGCCUCCAGUCAACUGCCUCUGCGUGGAGCGUGAAGAGCGGCCUCUCUGUGCCGCUUGCCAAUGACACGAAGUUGUCCAGCGUCUCGCUUGCGCUCUUCACGAGGGGCUGGGUCCCGAAGAAGAAGAAAGGCAACGGCGGCACUGGCGUGCGGCAGCCGAAGAGCCGGCAGCUACCGUUCCAGAAUGGCCGCAUGUCGUUCACGAUGUCGAGUCGUACACGAGGAAUUUACGAGUCGGUCACGAGGAGGACGCUCCUUCAAUCGAGCGGGGAUGAUUCUGUCUUGGUCAGCGAUAUGGUGGUGGUGAGCCAGGAUGGGACUGGGAACUUCACAACCAUCAACGACGCGGUCGCGGUGGCUCCGAACAACACCGAUGGCAAGAGUGGGUAUUUCUUGAUAUAUGUAACCGCCGAUGUUUACGAGGAGUAUGUGUCCAUUGCCAAGAAUAAGAAGUAUCUCAUGAUGAUUGGAGACGGCAUCAACCAAACGGUGAUUACCGGCAACCGGAACGUGGUCGAUGGGUGGACCAUGUUCAAUUCCUCAACAUUCGCCGUGGUGGCACCAAAUUUUGUGGCGGUAAACAUGACCUUUCGGAACACGGCCGGGCCAGCAAAGCAUCAAGCUGUGGCCGUCCGCAGUGGAGCUGACCUAUCGAUGUUUUAUAGUUGCAGUUUCGAGGCGUACCAAGACACUCUCUACACACACUCUUUGAGGCAGUUCUAUCGGGAGUGCGAUAUUUAUGGCACGGUCGACUUCAUCUUUGGCAACGCAGCCGUCGUCUUCCAGAAUUGCAACCUCUACCCCCGCCUCCCAAUGAGCGGCCAAUCCAACAUGAUCACCGCCCAGGGCCGGACAGACGUGAACCAGAACACGGGCACGUCCAUUCACAACUGCAUUAUCAAGGCGGCUAACGACCUGGCCUCAAGCAAUACCUCUGUGCAGACGUAUCUGGGGAGGCCGUGGAAGCAAUACUCGAGGACAGUGUACAUGCAAAGCUUCAUGGAUAGUCUAAUAAAUCCCGCCGGGUGGCAAAUUUGGGAUGGGGACUUUGCAUUGAGCACUCUGUACUAUGCGGAGUAUAACAAUACCGGACCUGGAUCGAACACCACGAAUCGGGUCACGUGGCCCGGGUACCACAUGAUCAAUGCCACGGAUGCGGUGAACUUCACGGUGUCAAGCUUCUUGCUCGGGGACGACUGGUUGCCUCAAACGGGCGUGCCUUAUAUGAGCGGGUUGAUAUAACCAUCCCCCUACAAAUUGGAGGUUGAAUGAAUCUAUUUUGAGAGGAAAAGACAGCGAGAAAGAACUCUCCUAAGUGGAGAUGACAAAUUAGCUACAUUUGUUCUUUCAUUCUUGUUAUUUAUUUCCAAUGUUCAAUAAAUGAUAUGAUCUUCUCGAAUAUAGAAGAUUGAUUGUUA
Molecule: messenger RNA, 2046 nt
Organism: Syzygium oleosum
Lineage: Eukaryota; Viridiplantae; Streptophyta; Magnoliopsida; Myrtales; Myrtaceae
Product: probable pectinesterase/pectinesterase inhibitor 7
Exons: 2
Coding region: 167-1870 (567 amino acids)
Biological process (GO): cell wall modification
Molecular function (GO): pectinesterase inhibitor activity; pectinesterase activity
Source: RefSeq, a predicted model, not a curated record